AUGUCAGCCACGUUGUACCCCACCAGGAACCCUAGGAUAUGGCCAGCCCCUCGAGGCUCCUCGCUUGCGUGGGAGACGUCUCCCAAGCCUAACCAAUCGUGUAGUGCGUUGUUUCACCCUCACUUACCUCAUCUGUGUUUCAACACCUAUGUUGGCACUAAUCUAAGCUCUGGCGGUCAAUGGGCAGUUGGAUCGUGCUGCGAUCCUGCUCUACUUUCAAAUGAAUCACUACAAACAGCUGCUAAUAGCACAGAGAAUAACAGAUCGGCCUGCGGCUACGAUGACGAAGAGUCCAUCGAUGGAGAUACGGUAAUGUCGAGCCCGGGCGAGAGCGACAUCGAAGACGACGAUCUCUGCGACAUAUCACCUAACUUCAUCGCUAUGGCCGUAGAUCUGUCACACCACCACAGUCCGCUGCUAAGCUUCGAGGAUAUACUUGCCCAAGAGGAGUCGCUACUCCCGGACGACGGGCUUGACAACGUCGCGCCUUCAAUUGGUAAGAGCUCAACGACUGGUUUUAACUCCCGGGAAGAAAGAUUCUAG
Molecule: messenger RNA, 543 nt
Organism: Hyaloscypha bicolor E
Lineage: Eukaryota; Fungi; Ascomycota; Leotiomycetes; Helotiales; Hyaloscyphaceae
Exons: 1
Coding region: 1-543 (180 amino acids)
Source: RefSeq, a predicted model, not a curated record